UUCACAACAGCAGCGGCAGAGAUGUCGGCGAGCUCCGCGUUCUGCGAUGAAAAAGGAGGCUCAUCCAGCGAGCCCGAGUACGGCCACGACCCGGCUAGCGGCGGCAUCUUCUCCUCGGACUAUAAGAGACAUGAUGACCUGAAGGAGAUGCUGGACAGUAACAAAGACUCCCUGAAGCUGGAGGCCAUGAAACGAAUCAUAGCGAUAAUCGCCCGAGGAAAAAACGCAUCUGAUCUCUUCCCUGCGGUGGUGAAGAACGUGGCCUGUAAGAACAUCGAGGUGAAGAAGUUGGUGUAUGUGUAUCUCGUGCGGUACGCUGAAGAACAGCAGGAUCUUGCUCUCUUGUCCAUCUCAACUUUCCAAAGAGGAUUAAAGGACCCUAACCAGUUGAUCCGUGCGAGCGCACUGCGUGUGCUGUCGAGCAUUAGAGUGACCAUCAUUGUACCCAUCAUGAUGUUAGCUAUUAAAGAAGCAGCGUCUGACAUGUCUCCAUAUGUUCGCAAGACCGCAGCUCAUGCCAUUCCCAAACUCCACAGUCUGGACCCAGAACAGAAAGAUCAGUUGAUCGAAGUCAUCGAGAAGCUGUUGGCGGAUAAAACCACACUGGUAGCAGGCAGUGUUGUGAUGGCGUUUGAGGAGGUAUGUCCGGACCGCAUUGACCUGAUCCAUAAGAACUAUCGUAAGUUGUGCAACCUACUGAUUGAUGUGGAGGAAUGGGGACAGGUGGUCAUCAUUAACAUGCUAACGCGCUACGCCAGGACACAGUUCCUCAACCCCAACAUUAACGAGUCUCUGUUAGAGGAGAGUGGUGAGAAGUCGUUCUACGCAUCUGAUGAUGAGGAUGAUGAAGAUAAGAAGACAGAGACAGCUGCUCUACCCAAGAGGAAGCUAUACGUGAUGGACCCUGAUCACAGACUCCUCCUGAGAAACACCAAACCACUGCUGCAGAGUCGCAACGCUGCUGUGGUGAUGGCAGUAGCACAGCUAUACUUUCAUUUGGCUCCUAAGGCAGAAGUGGGCGUUAUUGCUAAGGCUUUGGUCAGGUUAAUGCGUAGCCACAGUGAAGUGCAGUAUGUCGUGCUUCAAAACGUUGCCACGAUGAGCAUAAAGAGACGGGGAAUGUUUGAGCCAUAUCUGAAGAGUUUUUAUAUCCGUUCCACGGACCCCACACAGAUCAAAAUACUGAAGCUGGAAGUUUUGACUAAUUUGGCUAAUGAGACGAAUAUAUCCACCAUCCUGAGAGAAUUUCAGACAUAUAUAAAGAGUAUGGAUAAAGACUUUGUGGCGGCCAGCAUUCAGGCCAUCGGUCGCUGUGCUACAAACAUUGGUGCGGUCAGAGACACCUGUCUGAAUGGCCUCGUACUGCUGCUGUCCAACAGAGAUGAAUUAGUUGUAGCUGAAUCAGUGGUUGUGAUCAAAAAGCUUCUGCAGAUGCAGCCUGAGCAGCACAGUGACAUCAUCAAACAUAUGGCCAAACUCAUCUACAACAUUCAGGUACCGAUGGCCCGAGCCAGUAUCCUGUGGUUGAUUGGAGAGUACUGUGAGCACGUUCCCAAAAUUGCCCCGGAUGUGCUUCGAAAGAUGUCCAAAACAUUCAACAACGAGGAGGACAUUGUCAAACUGCAGAUUAUCAACCUGGCCGCCAAACUUUACCUUACAAACUCCAAACAGAGUAAACUCUUAACACAGUACAUACUGAACCUGGCAAAAUACGACCAAAACUAUGACAUCAGAGACCGUGCCCGGUUCAUUCGCCAGCUCAUUGUGCCCACUGAUAAGAGUGGUGCUCUCAACAAAUACGCCAAGAAGCUUUUCCUCGCCCUCAAGCCCGCCCCUGUCCUGGAGUCUCCAUUUAAAGACAGAGAUCAUUUCCAGCUGGGGUCACUGUCUCAUCUGCUGAACGCUAAAGCUGCAGGAUACCAGGAGCUGCCCGACUGGCCCGAAUCAGUGCCUGACCCCUCCGUGCGCAAUGUGGAGAUUCCAGAGUGGAGCAAAUGUACAAGCCAGAAAGAUCGUAAAGAAAAGAAAGUUGAGAAAUCGUUCUACUCUGAUUCAGAGGGAGAAUCUGGGCCAACAGAAUCUGCAGACAGUGAAUCGAACUCAGGCAGCGGGUCGGAGAGUGAUAGCGGCAGUGAGGAAAGCGGUUCCGGGUCAGAGAGUGAAGAGAGCCAAGAAGAGUCAGACGAGGAGGAGAACAAUGAAGAGGAACAGAAGAAAAAAAAGAAGAGAGUUGAAAAGACCAAACCUAAGAAACCAGUGGAGGAGAGUACAGAGAGUGAUCAGAACAGUAGCGCAGAGGACAGGAAACAGGUCAGGAAGGCAGGAAAUGACUGGAAGAGUGCCUCAGAGUCUGAGAGAGAAUCAGAGAGCAGCGAAUCAGAGGAAGAAUCAGAUGAUGAAUCAGAGGAGCAGUCAGAGUCUGACACCGACAUCAGGAAGAAGAAGAUGCCCACAUCAAAACAGCCUCCCAAACAAUCUAAAAAAGAGAGUAAAAAGGAGACGCAGGAAAUAUCUUUGCUGGAUUUGGAUGACUUUGAACCAGCCCCAGCAUCCACUCCAGUGACUCCAGUAAACUUUCUGUCAAGUAGUCUGGUGUCUGAUCUGAAGGGUUUGUCACUGACAGACACUAUUCUGGCACCUACGACCAUGGCCCCAUGUGGUGUGAUGAAGAUGUAUGAACUCCUGCAUCGUAUAACAGGCGAGGGUCUUGCGGUUGAGUACUGUUUCAGCAGGCAACCCUUCAGUCCAGACCCUAAUAUGGUGGCCGUCCAGAUCAAAUUCACCAACAACACCAACUCAGAGACCAAGAAUCUCCACAUCGAGGAGCCCAGGCUUCAGUCUGGCAUUAGGAUCGGAGAGUUCCCUGAGAUCGAGGGGUUACCAGCAGGUGAAUCGAUUACCGUGUUGAUGGGAAUAGAUUUUUGUGAUUCUACGCAAGCAGCAAGCUUCCAACUAUGUACACACACCCGUAAGUUCUUCGUUUCAAUCCAACCGCCUGUCGGGGAGUUAAUUACGCCAGUGUUUCUAACAGAAAACAACUUUAAGAAGGAGCAAGGUAAACUGAUGGGGAUGAAUGAAAUCUCUGAGAAGUUGACUCUUGGAGAGAAAUGUGUGAAUGAACAUAUCAUCGUUGAGAGAAUCACGGCCACUGCCAACCUGAGCAGAGUCCCAUGCGGUUUGGACAAAGAGUGCAGAUUUGCAGGUAAAACCGUCAGCAGCGGCAGUCUUGUGCUCAUCACCGUAGCUAUGAAGGAAGGGGGCGGAGCUCAGUUGAUGGUGAACUGUGAGAAGAUGGUGAUUGGCACGAUGCUGGUUAAAGAUAUCCUGCAGGCGCUGUCGCAGUGACGGCACCCCCCUACAGGACACCCACCUACUGCUGCUUACCGCUUAUAUUUGCAGCUGUGUGUAGUUAUCGCCCCUGUUUAUAGCAUCACAAAACGUAAUCCAGGAUGAGAGAAUUCUCAGAAGGUAUAUCAGAACAGCUGCAGCAUCUGCCAAAAUAUUAGGGGCCCAUUAAUUAGGAUAUUCGUCUCUGUUUAUUAAAUGUUGCAUGGGAUGAACUCCAGUCAAUGAGAUGAGAGAUAUCUUUUAGUCUGGAUAGAUUUUUGUGUCACAUUAAGGCUAAACAAAUCUUGAAACUUUAGCUUUUGGCUGAAUUAUUGCACAAAACUGAAUAAAACCACAAUCAGUUCAAACAGGAGCUCUGAAAUCAUGUUUUAGUCUUAUAAUACAGUGCCCCCAAAAGUAAAAAUGUAUUCAUAUACUGUAAUUGCAUUAGUUAACAAAAUAUCAAACCAAGUGGCUUUUAUUUUGGAGAACAGCUCCACACAACUGUAUGAAUUUACUGCCAGAGAUUAUAUUAACUCUGACUGCCAUCGUCUCAUAUUGUAGCAACCUCAUCAAAUCAUUCUUGUAAUAUUUUUACGAAUAUGUAACUACUGUAUUGUAGGACUAUGGGCUGGUUUAAGGGUUCCUGCACUAAACUCUCUUCUCUCAUAUUUUUUCAGUGUCAGGAUGAUUUUCAAACUAUCAAAUCUUCAAUUUAUUCAGUGAUGCUGUAAAGCUCUCAUUUGCAAUUUUUGCCAUUGCUAUUUUUCCCCACCCUAAAGAUAUUUUAAUGCAAUAUAGAGCAGUUUUCCUGGUGAAGGCAUUGCUAGUAGAUAGUUUUAGAAUUAUUAUUAUUAUUAUUAUUUAAGAAGAGAUAAAGUAAUGAAGAUGUGCUUGUUGCAUAAAAUUGAUCUUCCUUUACUAAGUUCAAAAUCUGGCUUUAUUGACUCAUCACUGUGUGACUGUGAGAAUAUCAUGUGUUGUUUGAAUAUUAUACCUCUAUUUGUUAUAAAGAGUUUUAAAUGUUGAACGUGCACUCAAAUUAAAGUGUCUUUU
Messenger RNA from Xyrauchen texanus (razorback sucker), 4383 nucleotides. Its product is annotated as AP-3 complex subunit beta-2-like. The record is from RefSeq and is a predicted model, not a curated record. Gene Ontology annotation, cellular component: membrane coat; AP-3 adaptor complex. Gene Ontology annotation, biological process: intracellular protein transport; vesicle-mediated transport; anterograde synaptic vesicle transport. Lineage: Eukaryota; Metazoa; Chordata; Actinopteri; Cypriniformes; Catostomidae. Bases 22 to 3345 code for a protein of 1107 amino acids. The transcript is spliced from 27 exons.